This is a messenger RNA of Saxophila tyrrhenica, 789 nucleotides long. RefSeq lists its product as uncharacterized. Lineage: Eukaryota; Fungi; Ascomycota; Dothideomycetes; Mycosphaerellales; Extremaceae. The coding region runs from base 1 to 789 and encodes 262 amino acids. The transcript is spliced from 2 exons. The record is from RefSeq and is a predicted model, not a curated record.
AUGGAUUAUGACCAUGUCAACGUAUACACCGCCGACAACGUGUAUGCGCAAGGCUCCACGAUCAACUUCUCCUGGUCGACCUCGUACCAGACAAUUUCCGUUACGCUAUGGCAGAACGACAACGACACGUUCAGCUAUCUGCUGAAAGAGGUACCGGCUGUGUCAACGCUGGCCUGGUACGUUGACUUGUAUGGACGAUUCGAUUUGGAUGCUGGAGAGGUGUUCUUCCUGACCGUCUGGGAUGAAGGCGCGGACAGCGACGACCAGUUCAGCAGUCAUUACUUCAACAUAACCGGCCCAGAUCCUCCGCGAUCAACGUCGUCCGCAGCCUCGAGCACUACCGCUUUCAGCAUCCCCGGUGGAGACAACGGCAAAGCGACCUCGACCAGCGCAGGUAGCACAGCAUCGCCGACGUCCUCAAAAGCAGCCUCCAACUCCUCAUCCUCAUCGAGUGGCCUCUCCAGUGGAGCCAAAGCCGGCAUCGGAGUCGGCGUGGGCGUGGGUGUGCUUGGAAUCGCCAUAGGAGCAGCGUUGGCGUUCUUCUACCGGAGAAGGUCGAGAAAAUCAGAGACAAACGCAUCACAGAGCGUGGGAGAAUGGGCGUCGACACAGCAGGCAGCACCGUCGCCGUACUCGGAUAAUUACGGCUCACCGCCAAUGGCGAAAUAUGCAUAUCAGCCUCUUGGUUACCAGGAUCCUCCAAUAGGGCAGCAGUGGCCGGGCCAUGGCCCGCAGGAGAUGAGCGGCGUUCAGCAGGAUAGUGUUGAGUUACCGAACAGCCCCAAGUAG